This is a messenger RNA of Fundulus heteroclitus (mummichog), 1155 nucleotides long. RefSeq names its product retinaldehyde binding protein 1b (gene rlbp1b). Bases 169 to 1092 code for a protein of 307 amino acids. The record is from RefSeq and is a predicted model, not a curated record. Gene Ontology annotation, cellular component: membrane. The transcript has 8 exons. Gene Ontology annotation, molecular function: phosphatidylinositol bisphosphate binding. NCBI's taxonomy places the organism in Eukaryota, Metazoa, Chordata, Actinopteri, Cyprinodontiformes, Fundulidae.
UGCUGUGACGCCACUAAUCCCAGCACUACAAAUCACAGGUCCCCUCCACCUCUGGUCCACACGGACCCCUUGGACUCUCCGCCGCCUGCUUCCCGUCUGCGUCAGGAAUUCACGUAAUCCCUCUUUUCGCACGCGCGCCGCACAGAGCCGAUCAGAAGAGCAGCAAGCAUGGCUGUAGUGAGUGGAACUUACCGUAUGGUGUCGGAGGAGGAGCAGGCGCUCAGGGCCAAGCUGGAGCAUCUCACCGUCAAGGACCACGGACCAGUGUUCGGACCCUGCGCCAACCUGCCAGACCACACCAGGCAGAAGGCCAAAGACGAGCUGAACGAGACCGAUGAGAAGCGGGUGUCUGCCGUGAAGGAGCUGCGAGCCAUCAUUAAGGAGAGGGCAGAGGCUGGAGAUGACCUGGCCAAGGGGGUGCAGAACACCUUUGGGGAGAAACCAGACAGCCUGCUGGUCCGCUUCAUCCGCGCCAGGAAGUACGACGUGGCCAGGGCCUUCGAUCUCCUGAAGGGAUAUGUCCGCUUCAGGAAGGAUUACCCCGAGCUGUUCGAGAACCUGACCCCAGAGGCUGUGCGCAGCACCAUCGAGGCCGGCUACCCCGGCAUCCUCCACAGCAGAGACAAAUACGGACGCGUGGUCCUGCUCUUCAACAUUGAGAACUGGGACUACGAGGAGAUCACCUUCGAUGAGAUCCUGCGGGCCUACUGCGUGAUCCUCGAGAAGCUGCUGGAGAACGAGGAGACGCAGAUCAACGGCUUCUGCAUCAUCGAAAACUUCAAGGGCUUCACCAUGCAGCAGGCGUCGGGGAUCAAGCCCACGGAGCUCAAGAAGAUGGUGGACAUGUUACAGGACUCUUUCCCGGCCCGUUUCAAAGCCGUGCACUUCAUCCACCAGCCCUGGUACUUCACCACCACCUACAACGUGGUGAAGCCCCUCAUGAAGAGCAAGCUGCUGGAGAGAGUGUUCGUCCACGGAGAUGAGCUGGAGAACUACUACAAGGAGUUUGACCCUGAAAUUCUGCCGUCUGAGUUUGACGGAAAAGGCUCCAAGUACGACGGCAAGGCCACGGCGAGCAAGUUGUUUGACUAAACGUCCUCCAUCCUGCUGCCGGCAGUCAGAGGGCUGCAAUGAAUAAAAGAUAACUAAAUCAUC